Molecule: messenger RNA, 1329 nt
Organism: Acaulospora morrowiae
Lineage: Eukaryota; Fungi; Glomeromycota; Glomeromycetes; Diversisporales; Acaulosporaceae
Source: the annotation of a GenBank genome assembly
AUGUCGUCUUUGGUAACUCGAAGAUCCAACGCUAUGCGCGCUCCAUGGCCAUACAAAAUACAAACAGAUGAGGAUACUGGCAAAAGACAAACGCGUCUCAUUGAUCACCUAGCGACCUCGCUAAAGAAGACGGUCCCUGGUUCGCAUACGUACACUUUAUAUAUACUUUCUACCAAGUUAACGUCUGCAGCACCUUUGAUAUCUCCAAAACCAUCAGCGAACGUCGAAUCAACCCUUCUUAGUCGAAAAUUGUUAAUAUUUGUAGCCGAAAGGAUAUCCGAGAAGGAAACUCUGGUUGUGGGUGCAGAAAUUCACGAAUAUCAUGAUCUCGCCAAUGAAACAUUAACAAUUUACGUAUCCAAAGUAGAUACAACGGGUUAUCGCUCUGACUCGAUUACACCCACUAGGAAUCUAUUAUCCGCCUACAUGAGUUUCUAUUCGGAAUCGGAAGAGAGAAGUAACAAGAAUCUUUCGCCUAGACGUAGAGUUGUCAGAUUCCAUGUGUUUGCACGUUCGCAGCCUCAAUAUCUAUUCCAUCUUUCAUCAAAAAAUCCGACGAAACGUGUGCUCGAGUGUUCGAAAUUGGUGAGAUGGUGGAAAAGCAUUCUUCAACAAAAUUUUGUUAGUGCCGACGCACAAGCGAAAAAUGCACGAGGGUGGUUUUUCAUUCCGGGAGUGACCAACGAACGAAGUGCACGUAUGCUAAUCAAUGACAUGGUGUCCGAUGAAACCGAGAAGCUCGAAAAUCAAUUUUGGAAGUAUGGGUACCCGUACUUUGACACUCAAAAAGCAAUUGAUGUAAUUCCAAGAUUCGAAGACGAUGCCAAGUCAAGAUGGUUGAGAUCGGCCGAGGAUUCGCUGACAGUAAAAGAAUUCUGGUAUCUGGUGUCGCACGGAGGUGAGUUUGCCGGCAGUCAAUUUGCUGGAUUUUUUUGGGUUGAAGUAAAAUCCAAUGAUUCUCGACAGACACUGGAGCAAGGUCAUUCUGAGGAUUCUAUCGAAGAGAUUGGUGGCCUGGUGAUUGAUGCUCUUACAUAUGAUAGUGCACUUAGAGUAUUGUUAGAUCAGAACUUUGAAUCCGAAGAUGCGGCUAUAAAGUCAACAUUAUUUUGGAAACGUUAUUUCACAAAUCUGCAUGAUGGCACGGUGUCAACUGGUAGCACUCUCAGUGUUUUGGUGGACAAUCCUAUGAUAAAAAGGGAGAUUCAACGACAACAGACAAAUAUUAUCCCGAUUAACAAUUUGCAAAUGUCGAUUAAAAGGAAAGCACCGAGUGAUGUUAAGACUUCGAUUCCACCUCCACUCAUAAAGAAAUCAAAAGAUGGUUAG